Messenger RNA from Pectinophora gossypiella (pink bollworm), 4028 nucleotides. RefSeq names its product threonine--tRNA ligase 1, cytoplasmic (gene ThrRS). Gene Ontology annotation, molecular function: ATP binding; threonine-tRNA ligase activity. The record is from RefSeq and is a predicted model, not a curated record. Gene Ontology annotation, biological process: threonyl-tRNA aminoacylation. Gene Ontology annotation, cellular component: cytoplasm. NCBI's taxonomy places the organism in Eukaryota, Metazoa, Arthropoda, Insecta, Lepidoptera, Gelechiidae. The transcript has 15 exons. Bases 76 to 2232 code for a protein of 718 amino acids.
CUUAAAUAUUAACGAAAAGGCAGGAUUUUCAACAAUUUAAUUAGCUUCCGUCCAACAUUAGUCGCUCUCCGGGUGAUGCUAAAGUUGAUCGGUUUCCGUGGGCGCUGCGUGGCCCGAUUCAAACAUUGCUAUGCCACAUGGUCUAAAACCAAAGCCAUGAAAGAAAAGAAGAAGAAAGAGGACACGUCGGGUUCGGUGUCAGAGUUGAAGCCGUGGCCAGCAUUUAUCCAGAAGAGGAUAGAGCUGUGGGACAAGUAUAAGGCUGAUUACGUAGAACAGUUGGCUGCGAAGCCUGAUAUGAGUAUAGUUGUCACAUUACCUGAUGGCAAGACCGUGGAAGCGAAAGCCUGGAGGACCACUCCAUAUGAUGUAGCUAAAGGCAUAAGCCAAGGCCUAGCUGACUCCACAAUCAUCGCUCGAGUCAACAACGAGCUAUGGGACCUGGACCGGCCUCUAGAAGGUGACUGCAAGUUGGAGCUGCUCCGUUGGGACAACACGGACGCCCAGGCCGUCUUCUGGCACUCGUCGGCUCAUAUGCUCGGUGAAGCCAUGGAGAGGGUGUAUGGCGGCUGCCUGUGCUACGGCCCACCUAUCGAAGAAGGAUUCUACUAUGACAUGUUCUACCCAGAAAAAGGAAUAUCGUCAACCGAUUUCCACGUGCUAGAAGGUCUUGUAAAGAAGAUUGCUAAAGAGAAGCAGCCGUUUGAAAGACUGGAACUGACGAAGGAACAGCUCUUGGAGAUGUUCGACUACAACCCGUUCAAAGUUCGCAUUCUUAAUGAGAAGGUCAACACGCCUACAACCACUGUCUACAGGUGUGGCCCACUCAUCGAUCUGUGCCGUGGCCCGCACGUUCGUCACACUGGCAAAGUAAAAGCUUUGAAAGUUACUAAGAACUCAGCCACGUACUGGGAAGGCAAGGCUGAUGCGGAGUCCUUACAGCGGGUGUACGGUGUGUCGUUCCCGGAGCCCAAACAGCUCAAAGAGUGGGAGACCAUACAGGAAGAAGCUGCUAAGAGGGACCACAGGAAGAUUGGGAGGGAACAAGAGCUUUUCUUCUUCCACGAGCUGUCCCCAGGCUCGUGUUUCUUCCAGCCGCGCGGUGCGCACAUUUACAACACGCUCGUCAACUUCAUCAGGGAACAAUAUAGAGUGCGAGGCUUCCAGGAGGUGGUAUCCCCAAACAUGUACAACGCCAAGCUGUGGCAGACUUCGGGCCACUGGGCUCAUUACUCGGAGAACAUGUUCUCCUUCGAUGUGGAGAAGGAAACCUUCGCGCUCAAGCCUAUGAACUGCCCUGGACAUUGCUUGAUGUUCGACGUGCGCUCGCGGUCGUGGCGCGAGCUGCCGCUGCGGCUGGCCGACUUCGGCGUGCUGCACCGCAACGAGCUGAGCGGCGCGCUCACCGGCCUCACGCGCGUGCGCAGGUUCCAGCAGGACGACGCGCACAUCUUCUGCGCGCCGCACCACAUCGAGGACGAGAUGGUGGGAUGCCUUCAGUUCCUAGAGCACAUAUACUCGACGUUUGGCUUCACCUUCCAAUUGAAGUUGUCCACUCGCCCAGAGAAGUACCUCGGGGACCUGGCCACUUGGGAACAAGCCGAGAAAGCUUUAGAAGACUCGUUGAACAAGUUCGGGAAGCCGUGGCAGCUGAACCCUGGUGACGGCGCGUUCUACGGGCCCAAGAUAGACAUCACCAUACAAGACGCGUUAAGACGCUCACACCAGUGCGCCACCAUACAGCUGGACUUCCAACUCCCAGAGAGGUUCAACCUCAACUACGUCAGUGAGUCCGGCGACAAGAAGCGUCCAGUGAUCAUCCACCGCGCGAUCUUAGGGUCGGUGGAGCGCAUGAUCGCGAUCCUGAGCGAGUCGUACGCGGGCAAGUGGCCCUUCUGGCUCAGUCCGCGACAGGUGUGCGUCGUGCCCGUCGGCCCCGCGUUCGAUGACUACGCUGUGCAGGUCAACGAGAAGUUGUUCGCGGCGGGAUUCAUGUCGGAGGUGGACACCGACGCCGGCGACACUCUGAACAAGAAAGUGAGGAACGCGCAGCUUGCGCAGUUCAACUUUAUUCUUGUGGUGGGCGAACGCGAGAAGAAUUCAGGCACAGUGAACGUUCGCACUCGCGACAACAAAGUGCACGGCGAGAUGUCCGUAGAGGCGCUCAUAGAGAAACUGAACACUUUGGUGAAGGAGAAAACCUUGUCUGAAGAUAGUCAGCUGCUCAAAUAGUACUCUAUAACCACCAGUAUGUACAGUGCCCUAACAUAAGUAACUACUUUCCCGUUUUUGACGUGAUUAUGAUAUGGCGGACCCAACUAGUUGACCAGCUAGUUCUGCCCAUAAGCAAUAGAUGGCGCACUAUGUUCAAUGCAGAUGGCCUAAAACGCGCUAGCGAAGUUCGCACAAUGCGAGGCAUAUAUACAACUUCCAACGUAACACCGUUGGAUCGUCGAUCUCUGCCCGAGGCACACUACCAACUUGUGGCUAGCGGGGUACCAUGCUCAAUCCAGGAAUCAGUCAUACCUUCGGGCGCCGAUAUUUUUCUAUACCUAAAGCCUACCACUUGACUAUCGGGGAUAAAAGUGCCCCAAUAAGUAUGUAUAUUUAUGUUAGUGCACUGACUGUGCGUUGUGUAUGUCGAGUAGAACGUUAUAGAGUAAUUUUGUCUAUCCUCUGUCUUAAUUCGGUGCAAAAAAGUGGUAAAGCCUAUGGCAGUGGUGAGAAAACUCACGUUUAUUCAUAGCCAAAAUGAUUGUUUUUCGGCAUUAACGAUUCUUUUUUGCAUCUAAUUAUGUAAGGAGGUAUAAGCAGGUACUUUAUUAGAUAAAAAGUUUGCAUUCUCAAGAUUUUAACCCAGUUUUUGAAGGAAUAAACUUUAAAUUAAACCUCGCCGGUUGCGAUAUUAAACUUGUUUUAAUCCGCGGCGUAAGUUGAACAAAAUGGCGGACGUACGUGUAGGUAGCUGGUUGUCAUGGUUACGCGCUGCGCCUUGCGUCCCAAAUAAUUCGUCACGGCGCAUUCAAGGUCAUUGAUCAACUUAUGCGCGAUACCACUUCUUAUAAAGAAAAUAAACUAUAAAGUUAAACACAGGCCAUUUAAGACUUUCUCCGAUUUUUGUAACGGCGUUUUUUAGCGUUAGCUUUGAAGUAUUAUGUUAUUGGCACCAAAUAUCGUCUUUUAUCUUUUGGUCCGAGUGUCUAGGAAUUUCUCUUCUCAAGUAGUAAUUUAUUUUAGUUCCAACUUUUCACUCUUCCUACAUUGUUAUAAUUUUGGAGUUAUAGCGUGGUGUGAUGGACAGCUGUCAGUAUAGUGUGAUAGACAGCAUGUUAUUGGUGUCCCUUUCGCACAGGGCUGCACUCUUCUGUCCUGCUGUCAUCUCUCCAUGCUAAGGGUUGAGCACACCGCAUUGUACUUUCCUAUAUUUGCUAUCCUUUUCUGUCACUCAGACCUGCGGGCUUAGCACCGUAAGCGCGCGACUCUUUCUCGCCUCGACAUACGUCACCCGUCACUCUCUCACAGUACUGCACAGAAAGAGACAGAUGAUCUGUCGCGGCGAGAAAGAGUCGCGUGCUUACAGUGCUCUAAGCUCGCUGUCAUUUUUUACAGCAAGAUAAACAGGGCUAACAUGGGCAAAGUGAUAAAAUUAUCCAUCGAUUCAAUCAAUUUUGUCGAAAUCGAUAAGUUUUUUUCCCUAGCAUGUGUGCCAGGUGAUUUUGUUCGUAUUUUGACAGAAUGACGUGACUUCAAUCGACAAAACGACAUAAUUAUAUAAGAGAGGGCGCCGCGUGGUGUCGCGUUAUCUCGCUCUAACAAAUGACGGUCCUGAGUGACAGAAAAGGAUAGAUAGUAAAGUGCGAUGCCAGAUAUAGCCCAACUAUAAAUGAAAAUAACAUAGGUUUUACAGUGCUUACUAUUGCAAUUACUAAAUAAGCAUUUACCUAAUAUUCCAAUAUGGUAAUAUUUAUUUUAAACUUACUAUUUAUAAGAUGAAUUAAGUUCAUGGUGAAUAAAAAACGUUUUUAAAA